AUGGAACAGAUUGAAAGGUGGUUGGCUGCAACGCAUUUCAAACCGACUUAUACGCGACGAGCGUUUCCAUGUUGGGAUGAGCCAGCAUUAAAAGCUAGUUUCGAUAUCUCUAUAAAACAUCAUCAAAAUUAUACAAUUCUAUCCAAUAUGCCAAUACGGGAAAAAUCGGAGGAUAAUAAAAAUGGCAUGAUAUGGACGCACUUUGACACGACUCCCAUCAUGUCAACUUAUCUCGUAGCAUUUGUGGUGGUUGAUUACGUUCGCGUUCCUACUGAAGAUGAGACCAUUAAUAUAUGGUGCAGAUCGAAAGUAGUGCCGCAUACAAAAUUUGCACAAGAAGUUGUUCAAAAAUCUAAAAGGCUAUUGACAGAAUACACCAACAGCACCUCUGAAGUUCCAAAAUGGAUCUUUGAAACAAGCUUUGCAUACAAUGAAAAUUUCAACACAAUAUCUGCUAAACUAGAUGUAGCGGAGAUAAUAGUACAUGAAAUGGCACAUCAAUGGCUUAGUAAUGUAGUCACUCCAUCAUGGUGGUCUCAUGUAUGGUUAAGUGAGGGUUUGACGACGUUUUUCGAAGAAUAUAUUCUCAAUCAGCAAACAAUUCUUCAGAAGGAUAUUCAUAUGAAUAUGAGCUCAAUUAUAUUAGAAGUCAAUAGACCCAAUGAAAUUGAAUCACUCUUCGAUACUAAUUAUGGCAAGGGUACGAUAAAAUAA
This is a messenger RNA of Camponotus floridanus (Florida carpenter ant), 714 nucleotides long. Its product is annotated as aminopeptidase M1-A-like. Bases 1 to 714 code for a protein of 237 amino acids. The record is from RefSeq and is a predicted model, not a curated record. Gene Ontology annotation, molecular function: zinc ion binding; peptide binding; metalloaminopeptidase activity. Gene Ontology annotation, cellular component: cytoplasm. Gene Ontology annotation, biological process: peptide catabolic process; proteolysis. NCBI's taxonomy places the organism in Eukaryota, Metazoa, Arthropoda, Insecta, Hymenoptera, Formicidae. The transcript has 4 exons.